AUGCUCAGACUAUUCACCGGCGGAUGUUUCCUCUCUCUUCGGAGCUUCAGCUCCAGCAUUCAUUCCCAACUCCACAACUUGACCCCUGAAGUCACCGACCUUUUCAAAAAGGUUCGCUUGCUCUCCACCCUCGGCAACCUUAAAGAAGCACUCUCCUUCUUCUACAGCACACCACAGCUAAACCAGUCUCAACAAACCUAUGCCACACUCCUCCAUGCCUGUGCACGCCAUGGCUACCUUAAACAAGGCCAAUACUUACACCAACACAUGAUUUCCCAAAACCCCAACAACCCACAAGAUCUCUUUCUAACUAACCACCUUAUAAACAUGUAUGCAAAAUGCGGUGAUUUGGACUUUGCACGUCGACUGUUCGAUGAAAUGAAUAACAGAAAUGUGGUUUCUUGGACCGCGCUCAUUUCUGGGUAUGCCCAACAAGGGCGAAGUCACGAGUGCUUUUCCUUGUUUUCUGAUAUGUUGGUGGAUUGUUGUCCGAAUGAGUUUUCGUUUGCCAGCGUGAUUACUUCUUGUAAUUACGUUUGUGGCAAGCAAGUGCAUGCCCUCGCGUUGAAAAUGGGGUUGAUUGCUAGUGUUUAUGUAGGGAAUGCUCUUAUCACAAUGUACAGCAAGAGUUGUGAGGAUAAUGUUGUCGGUGAUGGUAGUGAGGCUUGUCGUGUUUUUGAGACAAUGGAGUUUCGUAAUCUGGUUUCUUGGAAUUCAAUGGUUGCCGGGUUUCAACAUUGGAAACUUGGGGGUCUAGCUAUUGGACUUUUUUGCCAAAUGCAUAGUCGUGGUGUGGAGUUUGAUGGUGCUACUUUGGUCAGUGUGUUUUCUUCCUUGAGUGAGAGUUAUGAUGGCGAUAAUGCUGAUGUGGGUCUUAAGGGUUGUGUUCAGUUGCACUGUGUAAGUAUCAAACAUGGGUUUAUGUCGAAAAUUGAAUUGGCAACUGCACUAGUGAAAGCUUAUUCGGAUCUUGGAGGGGAGGCUUCUGAUUGUUACAGGCUCUUCAUGGAGACAAGUAGUCGGGAUCUUGUUUUGUGGACUGGCAUUAUAACAGCAUUUGCUGACCGUGAACCAGAAGAAGCAAUCUUCCUCUUUCGUCAGUUGUACAGGGAGGGUUUAGCACCCGAUUGGUAUACCUUUUCAAUUGUGUUAAAAGCUUGUGCUGGUCUUGUGACUGAAAGGCAUGCUUUGGCAGUUUAUUCUCAAGUAGUUAAAGCUGGGUUUGAGGACGACAGAGUGCUUGCAAACACCUUGAUCCAUGCCUAUGCUAGGUGUGGCUCCAUUUCUUUUUCAAAGCAAGUUUUUUAUGAAAUGAGAUCUCGUGAUGUUGUUUCCUGGAACUCUAUGAUCAAGGCUUAUGCUCUACAUGGCCAAGCUAAAGAGGCAUUGCAUCUCUUCUCAGAAAUGAAUGUCAGACCUGACUCUGCAACGAUGGUCGCUCUCCUCACAGCAUGCAGCCACGCUGGACUAGUGGAAGAAGGAAUCAACAUCUUUGAUUCAAUGUCUCUGAAUCAUGGUGUUUUUCCACAACUUGAUCACUAUGCCUGCAUGGUGGAUAUUCUAGGUCGAGCUGGGCGUCUUUUGGAGGCAGAGGAUCUUAUAAGUAGAAUGCCAAUGGAGCCUGAUUCAGUGGUUUGGAGUGCGCUGCUUAGCUCAUGCAGGAAGCAUGGCGAGACUCAGUUUGCAAAAUUAGCUGCAGAUAAACUGAAAGAGUUGGAACCGGGAAAUUCGUUAGGCUAUGUACAGAUGUCAAACAUUUACUGCUCUGGAGGUAGUUAUAAUGAAGCAGGGCUGAUUAGGAAAGAAAUGAAGGGCUCUAGAGUAAGAAAAGAACCUGGUUUAAGCUGGAUGGAGAUUGAGAAUCGAGUACAUGAGUUUGCCUCUGGAGGCAAGCGUCAUCCUCAAAGAGAGGCCAUAUAUGCUAAACUUAAUUCAUUGAUUGGGCAGUUAAAGGAGAUAGGCUAUGUGCCAAAUACAAGCUUGGCCCUGCUAGACAUAGAGGAGGAGCAUAAACAAGAGCAGUUGUACCACCAUAGUGAGAAGCUGGCCCUGGUGUUUGCACUGAUGAAUGAAGGUAGUUUGCGUUUUGGUGGAGGCAUAAUAAGAAUCAUGAAGAACAUCCGAAUUUGUGUGGACUGUCACAACUUCAUGAAGUUAGCAUCAGAUCUUCUUCAAAAGGAGAUUGUGGUGAGAGACUCAAACCGUUUCCACCAGUUCAAAAAUAGGGUCUGCUCUUGCAAUGACUAUUGGUAA
Messenger RNA from Dovyalis caffra, 2253 nucleotides. NCBI's taxonomy places the organism in Eukaryota, Viridiplantae, Streptophyta, Magnoliopsida, Malpighiales, Salicaceae. The record is from the annotation of a GenBank genome assembly.